Microthlaspi erraticum is the source of this 1218-nucleotide messenger RNA. The record is from the annotation of a GenBank genome assembly. NCBI's taxonomy places the organism in Eukaryota, Viridiplantae, Streptophyta, Magnoliopsida, Brassicales, Brassicaceae.
AUGGAUCUGCUCCGGGAAGAAAUUCUUAAGAAAAGGAAAAACCUCGCCGAUGAAGCCGGUGGGAAGAAGUUCUUCAAGCGAUCCGAUAUCGAGCAGAAGAAACUCCAGAAGCUCCGAGAGGAAGAACGACGCGAGCAUGACCUUAAGGCCCAGCGAAGAUCCGCCGCAGAAUCCGGUGGAGGAGCUGAGAAAUCAUCAUCCGCUCCUGCUUCAUCUGCUUCCAGUUCCAAAUCCUCCGCAUCCGCUAUCAUCGCCGAUUCAAAAUCCCCAACCGAAACCCUAAUUCUCCCGAGGCAGGAAGUGAUUCGCCGAUUGAGGAUCCUCAAACAGCCGAUGACUCUCUUCGGAGAAGACGACCAAGCUCGGCUCGAUCGGCUCAACCACGUGUUGAAGGAAGGAUUGUUCGAGAUGGAUAGCGAUAUUCUGGCCGACGGACAGACGAACGAUUUCCUCCGCGACAUCUCCGAGCUGAAGAAGCGGCAGAAGAAGAGCGAUACAAUGUCCGAUAAGAAGAGGAAGAGGAAGAGCGGAGAAGAGAGAGAAACGAGAGACGGUGACCUCGAGCUCAGUGGUGAGUCGAGUGAUGACGUUGAAGCUGAUAAGGAUUCCAAGGUUUUGAAAGCUAAUUUCGAGGAGCUAUGCGACGAGGACAAGAUCCUAGUCUUCUUCAAGAAGCUGGUGAUUGAGUGGAAGCAAGAGCUCGAUGCAAUGGACAACACUGAGAGGAGAAGCAAUAGAAACCGUAGCGUAGCCACUUUUCAGCAGUGUGCUAGGUAUCUCACUCCUCUCUUCAACUUAUGCAGGAACAAGGGUUUACCAGCUGACAUUCGUCAAGCAUUAGUGGUGAUGGUUCACCACUGCAGGAAGCGAGACUACCUCGCAGCGAUGGACCAGUACAUCAAGCUAGCGAUAGGGAACGCGCCGUGGCCCAUCGGUGUGACUAUGGUUGGUAUCCACGAACGUUCGGCUCGAGAGAAGAUCCACACCAACAGUGUGGCUCACAUGAUGAACGACGAAACCACUCGCAAGUAUCUUCAGUCGGUUAAAAGACUGAUGACUCUCUGCCAGAGGCUUUACCCAACGAUGCCUUCUAAAGCGGUCGAGUUCAAUAGCUUAGCCAAUGGUAGCGAUUUGCAGUCGUUGCUCGCUCAAGAAAGCGAACGAGUCGUCUCUGAGGAAAGACUUAGGCUCAUGCCUCCUCCUCAGAACGAAAGCUAA